AUGGCAAUAUACGAUAAACAGCCUGUAGUAUCAGAAAAAAGUACUGCUGAACAAGAAUUAGAAAAAUAUCUUACAUCUACGUCUAUGGUACGAGAUGAAGAAGAAGAUGACAUACUUGAAUAUUGGAGAGAACAUCAAAAGUUAUUUCCAUUAAUUGCUUCAAUUGCUCGCAAAAUACUAGCUAUUCGAGCUUCAAAUACAUCAGUGGAACGGCUAUUUUCGUCGUGCAAAAACACCAUCACAGACAAGCGAACAAGAUUAGGUGCUGAAAAACUGAACAAAAUGAUGUUUUUACAGAAGAAUAUGAAUUUAUUAAAGGAAAAAUUUCAUGUUAAUUUUGCUGCAACAAAUGAUAAUCAAAAUACAAAACGAAAAAAUGCUAUACAACCAUUUUAA
This is a messenger RNA of Rotaria sp. Silwood1, 396 nucleotides long. The record is from the annotation of a GenBank genome assembly. NCBI's taxonomy places the organism in Eukaryota, Metazoa, Rotifera, Eurotatoria, Philodinida, Philodinidae.